AUGACCUUGCGCAGCGCCGCGCGGAUCCUGCCCCUGGCGCUUGCCCUGGCGGUGGUGUCCGAGGUGUCCUGGGGCCGGAGGCCGUCGGGAGUGCUAUGGCCUGGGCAGGGCUGCGCCGCACUGGGCCGCUGCUGUCCGGGCAGUGAUCCGACCUGCGUCGCCCGCGGGCCCCCGCGCUGCUUCUGCGACCAGGCGUGUGACGCGGUGCCGGACUGUUCCCCGGACUACUCGCGGGUCAGCCCAGGGAGCAGGGCAGGAGGGGUCGUGGGGACCAGUCAGGAGGCACGAGAUGGGGAGGAGAGAAGAGUGGGUCUCUUGUUUGUGGUAGAGUGGAAUGGCUGGAGUUGCUGUGUCAAGCCCUGCCAGAUCUCCUAUCGCAUCCGCCGGAGGCGUGUCCUGCCGGAGCCAAGGAACGGGUGUGCUCCCCGCCGCCCGCUGGAAGAGCCGGCUGGCUGUGUGGAUUACCGCGGCCGCCAGAGAGUGGAGUGCCAACAGCCUUUACUCCCUGCUCUGAUAACCACAGGCAGCUACGGGAACGAGCAGAAAAAGCGAGGUGUCCCCAAGGAGCAGGAGACAGUACUGCUUCAGUUCCUGCUGGGGCCCAUUCCAGAGAGCCGCCAGCAGGUGAGGGCGCCCCACGCCCAGUGGACAAGGUAUCUGACCCAGGGCCACACGGUCUGUGUGAGGUGUGAGUGGCCUGCCCCGGACGCCAGGAACCAGCGCUGCUACGGGGAUGUCGGCGGGGCCGGAGGGAACCAGCUGUUGCAGUGGCAAGCAGCCGGCCACCCCCGGUGCCAAGGGACCUGGGAGAGGCUCAGGCAGCUCCGGGACUGUUCCUGCCCUGAGGUCCACAGCCUCGUCUUCAUCUAG
This is a messenger RNA of Odobenus rosmarus divergens (Pacific walrus), 870 nucleotides long. RefSeq names its product somatomedin-B and thrombospondin type-1 domain-containing protein-like. The coding region runs from base 1 to 870 and encodes 289 amino acids. Lineage: Eukaryota; Metazoa; Chordata; Mammalia; Carnivora; Odobenidae. The transcript has 6 exons. The record is from RefSeq and is a predicted model, not a curated record.